AUGGCGAGCGCUUCAAGUUCCUACGACCGACCCCGCUCAGCGAGGCGAUCCUCGCGACCUCUGACCGAGGACGAAAUUACUCAUAAUUUGUUCCCGGAUGGUGAUGAGUCUGAUAUAGACGACUCAGACUUUGAUCAUGACUACACACAGCCCUCAGAGGUGGAUACGACCGACGACGAGUGUGAACGUGCUGGCUCCACCAGGAUGAUGGGUGAGAGGGAAAAAGGCAAGAAGAUCUUUAUGCAGAGGUGUGCACAGUGUCACACUGUUGAAUUAAACGGCAAGCACAAAACUGGACCCAAUGUCAAUGGCCUCUUCGGCCGCCAGACUGGUCAGGCUUCUGGCUGUAUUUACACUUAUGCCAACAAGGCCAAGAGUAUCACAUGGUUCAAAGAUAUUCUGGAUAUCUACUUGACCAACCCAAAGAAGUUUAUUCCAGGCACAAAGAUGGUGUUUGUUGGUCUUAAAAAGAAGAAUGAGCGUGCAGACUUGAUUGCUUACCUGGAAACCUCCACCAAGUAG
Procambarus clarkii (red swamp crayfish) is the source of this 522-nucleotide messenger RNA. The record is from RefSeq and is a predicted model, not a curated record. NCBI's taxonomy places the organism in Eukaryota, Metazoa, Arthropoda, Malacostraca, Decapoda, Cambaridae.